This is a messenger RNA of Protopterus annectens (West African lungfish), 2808 nucleotides long. It is a transcript of the gene RXFP3, whose product is annotated as relaxin family peptide receptor 3. NCBI's taxonomy places the organism in Eukaryota, Metazoa, Chordata, Ceratodontiformes, Protopteridae. Gene Ontology annotation, biological process: immune response; G protein-coupled receptor signaling pathway. Gene Ontology annotation, molecular function: G protein-coupled receptor activity. The record is from RefSeq and is a predicted model, not a curated record. The transcript has a single exon. Gene Ontology annotation, cellular component: membrane. Bases 960 to 2228 code for a protein of 422 amino acids.
GUUAAACACUUCUCUUUCUGUAACGUACAGGUUGCCUUCCAUCAGGUUACGAGCAGACACUUUUAAGAUCAUUUGCUGUCCAAGAUAGCAACCCUUAGCACCAUGGAGAGCGCAGGCUGAGCCUUGGCACAAGAGUAAGAAACCAGCCGUUGAUUACGAUGACGCGUCUUGGACACAAAGAUAUAAAUUAGCUUCACCAACCUGUUCCGCUCACUCCCUGACUGUAUUACUGUACUUUUUGUGCACGAUAAGGCGUGGCUACAGUUGAGCAACGGUAUUAAUUCAGCUGGUGUCAAUAAGAAGAGCAACUUCUGCGUUCACAAGGAAAAGGCAGGCGGCUCGCAAAGAUUGAAAAUGCAACAGUACGACUAGUAAACUGGACUAUACUUACUUGAACCUGAAUAUUAUUAAAAAAAACUCAUCACUGAAAACACUUUAUAAAAUAUGCUCACAGUACCAAGUGACUUGUGUGUAACUAGCGCUGCGGACUAACUUUGCUAGCUUGCACACCUGCUGUAACAUGCGGAACACAGCCAUCACUAGACAGGUGCAAAUUCAGCCAUCCUUUCUAUUAGCAGAGACGUCUCCAAAAGCUGGAACUUCUUUUCGGUUGUUAGUUUUGUUGCUUAAGUCUUUGCUAAAACAAAUAGCUAAGUGAAAUGUGUCUUUGACUUCUUUUCUAUGUUAUUUCUUCAGGGUCGCCCCCCACAGACACACACACAUUCACUCACAUUCAGCUCCCGAUUAACUCAUCUCCAGCAAAAGGCAGAUGCCACUGGCUCUGUUUUGAAAUUCUGUUCAUGUAUUCCCAACCGAAAUAAGAACAUACUGCAUUGAAGCUUAGACCACCUAUGAUUAAUUAAAUAAUCUGAAUUAGGAAUAAGUAGCUGAAUUUAAAAGAGUGAACUGGAAUAGUAAAAAAAGAAGGGUGCACUCAUUAACUCAUAUCGUAGAAUGGGAUGGAUAUCCACUGUAAUCACAGCUACUGUUUCCUACCAACAGACAUGCAGGAGUUACAGCAGAGACAGCUAUUUGCUUUAUUCCCUGGCAUCCCUGUGGAGAAAAGUUUCAACAAAUCCAACCAAACUCCUAUAUAUUCCCUUACAAGUGAACUGGAAAAGCUAGAUAUAGGUGGUUCUCCUGUUGUUCGGAUAAUUAUUUCAAUUGUAUAUUCGGUAGUCUGUGCGCUGGGGCUAGUCGGUAACGUCCUUGUACUGUAUCUCAUGAAAAGUAAACAAGGGUGGAAAAAAUCAUCCAUAAACUUGUUUGUAACCAGUCUAGCGGUGACGGAUUUCCAGUUUGUUCUGACUUUGCCCUUCUGGGCGGUGGAAAACGCGUUGGACUUCAGGUGGCUCUUUGGAAAGGCCAUGUGCAAGAUUGUUUCCUAUGUGACAGCUAUGAACAUGUACGCGAGUGUUUUUUUCUUGACAGCAAUGAGUGUAGCCAGAUAUUGGUCUGUUGCAUCUGCCCUAAAACCCAAGAGAAGACCCCCGGGUUGUUCUGCGAAGUGGAUGAGCACAGUAAUAUGGAUUUCUGCCAUUCUGGCUUCACUACCCAGUGCUGUCUUUUCCACAACCUCAACUGUUUCCAACGAAGAACUCUGCUUGGCUAAGUUUCCUGAUUACAAAGGAAACCAGCAGUUUUGGUUAGGACUGUAUCACACUCAAAAGGUUAUGUUGGGGUUUGUUAUUCCUUUAGUGAUUAUAUCUGUGUGCUAUUUGCUGCUUCUUCGUUACAUCACUAAUAAAAACGUGAAUAUCUCCAGCACAAAGAGACGAUCCAAAGUGACAAGGUCGGUAACUAUAGUGGUCCUUUCCUUUUUUCUCUGCUGGCUCCCACAGCAAGCUUUGACUGCCUGGGGCAUCUUGAUUAAACUUAAUGUAGUUCCGUUCAGCAGUGAAUACUACACCACCCAAGACUACAUAUUCCCUAUAUGCGUCUGCCUGGCUCAUUGCAAUAGUUGCCUAAAUCCGAUAUUAUACUGCCUGAUGAGGAGGGAGUUCAGGAAAGCUUUACGAAAUCUAUUCUGGAGGAUAACGUCGCCUUCACUCACAAACAUGCGCCCUUUCACCGCCACCACCAAGCCAGAACAAGAUGAGCAGGCGCAUGCAAUGGUGGCAGUAAAUCCAGUGGAGCCAGAUGUUAUAUAUUACCCACCAGGAGCAGUCGUGUACAACGGUAAAUAUGAUCUUUUGCCUAACAGCUCGACAACAGACCAGCGGUAUUAGGUUUUGUAUAUAUAUCUCGUUUGAGUGACUAAUGCCAGCAAGCCGGCCUGAAAACGUAUUGUCGACAAACACCGGAUUGCGUGUACAUAGCUGUUUUGUCUUAUUAUACUAGCCUUAACUCAAAAACUGGGACACACCAUCUCCACUAAGGUAUUUCUACAUUCACGAGUAAGUACUUAAUACCACUGGGUUCCUUUUAAAAUAAACGCGUGAAACCCGUAAACCACAGAAACUGACGGGAUUCAUUCCAAGACCCUAAUUUUGCAAUUAGCUAAUUAAGUACCAGUAUAUGACACAAUUAAUUGAAUUUUGGCUUGCAUGAAUGGAGUCGGAGAAUAUAAUUGGUCAAACACAAGUAAGCUGCAAACCUGUAAGCUAACCAGGCAAUCUUUGGACUGGGGACUUUGCCUUUAAGCUACAUUUAUUGAGACUGACGAAAGAAAUAGACUGCCUAUAUGCUCUGUUUGGUUAUUUAUAUAAAUUACCAGAUAUUGUUUGGACGUGCAAUCCACGCAUGUAUUACAAGGUACUGAUCGGUGCCAGUGAAUGUAAACUAAUAAAGAAGUUCACCUGAACCCAA